Messenger RNA from Actinia tenebrosa (Australian red waratah sea anemone), 1953 nucleotides. Its product is annotated as DET1 homolog. Gene Ontology annotation, biological process: protein ubiquitination; positive regulation of proteasomal ubiquitin-dependent protein catabolic process. Gene Ontology annotation, cellular component: cullin-RING ubiquitin ligase complex; nucleus. The record is from RefSeq and is a predicted model, not a curated record. Lineage: Eukaryota; Metazoa; Cnidaria; Anthozoa; Actiniaria; Actiniidae. Gene Ontology annotation, molecular function: ubiquitin-like ligase-substrate adaptor activity; ubiquitin protein ligase binding.
AUGGCGGCCGCGUUUGAAAGAUGUCUGCAGGAGUUCAAAGCUUUAUAACGUUAAUGCGAACAAAUGAAUAACUAUGACGAAGGUGAGAUGCAUUUUAAACCCAGGAGGGUUAUUAACCAAAACAUUGUAUGGAAACUGAAGCAAAGAGAAACUCAUAUUCCAAGGCCCGGCUGCCACUGGCACCGGGGACGCGGGUUCACACAAAAUUUAUUUCCGAAUUUUACCAUCGUAAACGUGGAGAAACCUCCUUGCUUUUUGAGAAAAUUUUCUCCCGAUGGACGAUACUUUGUAGCUUUUUCAUUAGAUCAGAGUUCCAUUGAAGUUUACGAGUUUCAAGGACCUAGCGCCGCAGAGGAAUUGCUUCAUGGUCUUGCCAGAGAAGACAGCGAUCCUGCCGCUGCUAGAAGACAGCUUUUUGGGAAAUUCUUCAAACAGACUGCUGUAGUGACAGUAGCUUCGAAUGGCGAACACUUGAAUAGAGAAUGCAGUUUAUUCACAGAUGACGGGCGUUACGUCAUAGUGGGAUCUGCGUCGUAUGUCCCAGAGGACCCUCAUCCUUAUUUCUUUGACAUUUACCGCAACAAUGAAUCAGUGUCACCGAAUCCGAGAUCCCCAUUAGAAGAUUACACGAUCCAUAUUGUAGAUCUUUGUAAUGGUUGUUUGAGUGAUUCAAGAUCGUUUAAGUGUGAUAAAAUCUUUCUUAGUCACAAUCAGGGUCUAUAUUUGUACCGAGACUUACUGGCCAUAUUGUCAGUGCAACAGCAAACUAUUCACAUUUUCCAGGUUACUAGAGACGGGAAAUUCAUAGAGGUCAGAUCAAUUGGUAGAUUUUGCCAGGAAGAUGAUGAACUUAUUUUGGCAGCCUCAUUGAGUACUGAGACAGAAAAUGGCCAUCCUCCAAGGCCGUAUAGAGAAACAUGCAUUAAUGGUUUAAAGCACAGACUUAUGGCACAUUUGUAUUGGUGCGCCAAAAGGGAGGGCUCGCCUGAAUCAAUGCGCAGGUUUUUCCAGCACUUUGAGCAGUUUCGCUUGUUGCGCAUGUGGAAAAUGCAGUUACUAGAUGAAACAACUGUACUUAUAAAGUAUGCAAGUGAGGAUGUUGUCACUUUGAGAGUUGCAGACCCCAAUUCUCAACCAUCAUUCUUUGUACUCUACAAUAUGGAAUCAACACAAGUGCUAGCCAUCUUUGAAAACACCUCUGAAAAGCUCUUGGAGUUAUUUGAACAGUUUUGUGAUUCUUUUCGUAAUGCAAUACUACAUUCUCCUGCUCAAUUUACAUGUUCUGCAUCAAGUAACAUAUAUGCACGUCAGAUUCAGCGACGAUUUAAACACACUAUUAUCAAUGCAAAAUAUGGUGGGCACACUGAAGCAGUCAAACGCCUUCUAGCUCAGCUGCCAAUCAGUUCUCAGUCAUACAGCAGUAGCCCAUACUUGGAUCUAUCCCUCUUUAGCUAUGAUGAUAAGUGGGUUUCGGUCAUGGAAAGGCCAAAGGCUUGUGGAGACCAUCCCAUUAGGUUUUAUUCAAGGGAUUCUGGUCUUCUAAAGUUCAAGAUUCAUGCUGGUUUCUUAGGCAGGCCCACCCCACCCACUGCACGCCGACUUGUGGCAUUUACUUUUCACCCACAUGACCCUUUUGCAAUAUCCGUCCAGAGAACCAAUGCAGAGUAUGUUGUGAAUUUUCAUAUAAGGCACUUAACAUCAGGCCCAGAGCACAUGUAAAGCUAAAACAUAUAGGUCCUGUCUUUCACAGGUAUAGUAAAUGUAGUUGAAUCUUAGGAUUACAGACAUGCUUUUGUCUUUGUUGCAACCAACAUGUCAUCCAUUUUCUCAUGGAUGAAAAUUUCAUCCAAACAGUUGGCCACAAGCAGUAUUUAGGAAAACAUUGGUAGUAAAAUGUAGUAAAAAAUGCAAAAUACAAAAUUUUUUUGUAAUUGGUUUCCCAUAGAUUUUAUU